Molecule: messenger RNA, 1737 nt
Organism: Quercus robur (English oak)
Lineage: Eukaryota; Viridiplantae; Streptophyta; Magnoliopsida; Fagales; Fagaceae
Product: sphingoid long-chain bases kinase 2, mitochondrial
Exons: 12
Coding region: 158-1264 (368 amino acids)
Biological process (GO): phosphorylation; phospholipid biosynthetic process; protein insertion into mitochondrial inner membrane
Cellular component (GO): TIM22 mitochondrial import inner membrane insertion complex
Molecular function (GO): ATP binding; kinase activity
Source: RefSeq, a predicted model, not a curated record
AUCCAUUUGGUAAGAAUUGUAUACGAAAUCUCUCUGAUAAAGUGGCGCUAAAACAAUCAAUCAAUCAAGCAGUAAGAAUAGAAUAGUAUAACAUAACAUCACUAUUAAAAGAAGAAGAAAAAUCUACUCUAAAAGGCAAAGUAGCAAGAAAAGAAGGAUGUCGAGUAUUUACUACUAUCAUCAGAUAGCAUUUGGAAGAGUAGCAAUGGCCGCUAAACCCUCAGUUUUCAGAGCUGACCAUCCCUUCCCUCCCGAUCUCUCCACCGACCGUUCCAUUUACCCCCGCGGUGGCGCUGGUGGUCCCUCCUCCGCCUCUCGCCGCCGCGACCUCGUUUUCGUCGUCAAUCCUCGAGGUGCGAACGGUAGGACGGUUAAGGAAUGGAAGAAGUUACUUCCCUAUCUCAGGUCCCGCCUCGGUACACACUGCAAUAUAUGCGAAUCCUUGACUUCAGGUCCUUCUCAUGCAAUUGACAUAACUAGGGAGGCUAUACGGGAGGGUGCCGAUGCUGUGGUUGCAGUUGGAGGUGAUGGAACCCUUCAUGAGGUUGUUAAUGGCUUCUUUUGGGAUGGGAAACCUGUUGCUAAUCCUGAAGGGGAGCUUAUGCAUUCAACUGCACUUGGUCUCAUACCCUUAGGGACUGGGUCUGAUUUUGCCAGAACGUUUGGAUGGAAAAAUGAUCCUCAUGAAGCUGUUGAACGCUUAGCUAAAGGGUUGAGAUCAAGGGUAGAUGUUGGGGUUAUUAGUGGAGAAAGUGGAGAAUCACAUUACUUCAUAAAUGUUGCUGACAUUCAUUUGAGUGCAAAGGCAGGCUAUUAUGCCUCUAAUUACAAGAGAUUUGGAAAUUUGUGCUAUGUUCUUGGUUCUUUGCAGGCCUUUAUGGGGCACCGUAAUGAAGACCUCAGAAUCAGGAUCAAUGAGGGUGAGUGGAAAGUAUAUUCCCAAGUGACAGCCCUUUGCAUAGGAAAUGCUAAAUAUUUUGGUGGUGGCAUGAUGAUUACACCAAAUGCUGAUCCUUGUAGUGGAAAUUUUGAGGUUGUGAUUCUUCAGGACUUCAAGUGGUAUGACUUUAUACUUAAACUACAUAGGCUAUACAUGGGAACCCAUUUAUCGGUGAAAAAUGUAUCUUCGAGAAGUGUGCAUUCCAUUGAAGUGGAGGACCUCUCAGGCCGUGGCAGCAUAUACAUUCAAUCUGAUGGGGAACAUUUAGGUUUCCUUCCUAGGAAGAUUUGUAUUUUACCUUCUGCUAUAGAGAUGAUAUGCUGAUACGAGGUCUGGAGUACUGUCUAAUUAAUGCACAAGGUUACUCAUCUCAUUUGCUUGAAGUGAUUCAUUUCUCCUGCGAGUCUUUAGAUUCCUUUGUCCUUAGAUGUAUCAGGGGAAAAGCAGAUUGAGAGAAACAAACAACUAAACCAAAGGAAAGUAAUCUGUGGGAGUCCUUUUGAGGAGAGGGAAAGGAAAUCACAUGAAUGGAAUUGAUUAUAAGAAAUCCCUAGCCCAAAAAGAGAAGAAUAAAGAAGCAGUUCUAAAAUUUUGUCUGUUACAGAAGAUACAAACAAAGCAAUUUUUCUUUUCGUUUGGAUUUGGCAAUUCCAAGUGGGUGGCCCAGUAGUUUAGGUUUGGUGCUUGCUUUGACAAAUGUUGUGAAAUGUAACAAUGCCUAUGAGGCUAUGACAUGGCUUCUAGCAGAAACGAGCUGUUCUUGUCACUAGAAAUAAAUUGCAUUUCAAUUUUCUCUC